AUGGCAAGCGAGGAACAUCAUUUGAACCAGUCAUUUGAACAGUCAGCUUCGCACAGCCCGGCCACCGCGGACGCCCGCAGAGCUCCCGAUAGGGGACCCUCUCUGGAGGACGAGCUGCUGCUCCGCAGUGCCGAGGCCGAUGCCUCUCGGAGGAUGCCCGCGACCGUGGGAGGGGCUGUGGCCGCCGUGCUGCUCCUGGUCGGGACCGCGGAGUGCGGCCACAUCCGUGCUGGCUUGAGCAACGCCGGGGCCCGCAGCAGGCUUUCGGAGGAGAUCCCUUCGACGCUGCUGGCCCGAGGUGCGAGGGAACCACGGCGGUGGCUUGUCGACCACAAGUGCGCCGCGCAGGGAGAGAACUGCAGCCAGUCGCAGUGCUGCCAGCGCUCUGGCAUGGCCUGCUACCGGAAGAACAGUUCCUGGUCAGGAUGCAGGCGGGCUUGCACCGUGGGCGUCGACAUGGACGACCCAGCACACAACCUGGAGCCGUGGGACUGCGCUGAUCCAGAGGUCGCUCCCGGCUGCUCGAGGCCCGGGGAGGACUGCCGCCAGAGCGGGUGUUGCACUGAACCUGGCACUCGCUGCUACGAGAAGUCGGGCCUCUGGGCCAGCUGCCUGGCCAGCUGCAUGCCAGGCAAGCACGAGGACGAUUCGCCAGCAUAUCGUGGACCGUGGACUUGUAAGCCCCUCGGGCGACCUGCUGGUACAGGACAUCGUCCUGAUCUUGCCGUGGAGUACGGCGGGCCCUCGAUGGACAUCGGACUACCUGCUGCACCACCGGGAGAUGCCCCUCCUGGGAUCUCGCUCCUGUGCUUCGCGGUGUCCCGCAGCGAGGGCACCGAGUUUCUGCUGGUCCUGAGCCAGUUCCACGCCGGCGUCGGGAUCUUCGCCUGCGACGGUCGGGUCCUGUUCAGCGAUCGCGCCACCGAUGUGCCGGACACGCAGGUGCUCCCCAGCUUCUGGGCGGAGACGCAGGUGCCAGGUGCAUUCACCGCCUCGUGGGUCAACAGCAAGGGCUUCAUGGACGCAUGGGCCUGGAUAGUUUCGGACGGCAACCUGGACGCGCAUGAUUGGGUGGCGAAGGUCGAUCCAGACGCAGUUUUUUUUCCAGACCGGUUGAAGGUCCACCUUAACGACGGGAGAUUCAAGGACGCGGCGAAUGCCGAGGACGGCGCGUUCCUGAAGAACUGCUUCACCCCCGACUUGCAGCUGUACGGUUCGUUGGAGGCCCAGCCUGCUGCAGCAUGA
This is a messenger RNA of Prorocentrum cordatum, 1245 nucleotides long. NCBI's taxonomy places the organism in Eukaryota, Dinophyceae, Prorocentrales, Prorocentraceae. The record is from the annotation of a GenBank genome assembly.